AUGGCGGCCUCCUGGUCGCCCUUGGUUACCCUGCGCUCCGCUGCGCGCAGCCGGCUGACUGGGAGAGUUGUUGGGUGCGGGGCGCGGGUCGUCGCAAUCCCUCCUCCGGCCCCUGGCCCUGGGAAACCCCUUUGGAAAGCCUACACAGUCCAGACAUCCGAGGGUGCGCGCCCAACAGCCGCUUCCGAGGCCCAUUCGAAAGCUUUGGCUGUUUGCCACGGGCCUCUGGAGCACUACAACUUUCUGAUCAAAACCCAGGAGCUGAGGGAGGAUGAACAUCAACGAAGAGUUGUUCAGUGUUUGCAGAAGUUACAGGAGGACCUUAAAGGCUACAGCAUAGAGGAAGGAGGGUUCUUUUCAAAGCUUUUUUCAAGGAACAAACCUCCAAAGGGCCUGUAUGUUUAUGGAGAUGUUGGUACGGGAAAAACAAUGGUGAUGGACAUGUUUUAUGCGUAUGUGGAGAUGAAGAGAAAAAAGCGAGUCCACUUCCACGGCUUCAUGCUCGAUGUGCACAGAAGGAUACAUCGCCUUAAACAGAGUUUGCCAAAAAGGAAGGUGGGCUUCAUGGCUAAGUCAUACGACCCGAUAGCUCCCAUAGCCGAGGAGAUCAGCCAAGAAACUUCUCUCCUAUGUUUUGAUGAAUUUCAGGUCACUGACAUCGCCGACGCCAUGAUUCUCAAACAGCUUUUUGAAAAUCUGUUCAAAAACGGGGUCGUCGUUGUGGCAACAUCCAACAGACCACCGGAAGAUCUCUAUAAAAACGGACUCCAGAGGGCUAACUUUGUGCCAUUUAUAGCUGUCCUGAAGGAAUAUUGCAAUACGGUCCAGCUGGAUUCUGGGGUAGAUUAUCGGAAAAGGGAACACACCCCUGCAAGAAAACUCUACUACCUCACAAGUGAGGCUGAUGUGGAGGCUGUCGUGGAUAAGUUGUUUGAUGAGCUGGCUCAGAAACAAAAUGAUUUAACUAGCCCAAGGAUUCUGAAAGUGCAAGGCAGAGAGCUGCGGCUGAAUAAAGCCUGUGGAACCGUUGCCGACUGCACAUUUGAAGAGCUGUGUGAGAGACCACUUGGAGCAAGUGACUAUUUGGAAUUAUCAAAGAAUUUUGAUACGGUAAUCAUUCGAAACAUUCCACAGUUUUCACUAAAAAAGAGGAUGCAAACGCAAAGAUUCAUCAUUCUCAUUGAUAACUUCUAUGACUUCAAGGUGCGUCUAAUCUGCUGUGCUGCGGCUCCUAUCUCAAGCUUGUUUCUGUAUGAGCAUCACGACAGUGAGUCAGACCAAAGCAGAGUGCUGAUGGACGAUCUGGGGCUGAGCCAGGACUCAGCGGGGCUCGCCAUGUUUACUGGGGAGGAGGAAAUCUUCGCUUUUCAGCGCACCAUUUCCCGGCUCACAGAGAUGCAGACCGAGAAGUACUGGAUUGAAGGGGACAGAAGCAGGAAGUAACUGUCACUUUCUCAAGAAUUAAAAAGGUGACUGGUUAAGUCUGCGAGACAGUGAGACGUCACCACGUCACUAUGAGACGUCACUGCGUCACUAUGAGACGUCACUGCGUCACUGUGUGACGUGACGGGCCAUUUCCUCCUCAGUUGUGCACUUUGCCCUCUGACUGCCGCGGCUGAGGCAGUGGACGGGCACACUGAAGAAGUCUCUCCUACGUAGAUCUGUGUUUAUUUGGACUUAUUUCUGCAUCAUAAAGUGGAAUCAUCACUUGAAGAUUACUGCAAAGCCUGCCGUGUUGGCACCUGACUGAGUCAUCAAGGUACAAACAGGCGGAGAACGCAGGAUACCUGUGUGUCUCCAGGCUUCGGCUGCACAGUAGUCACACCUCAGAGAUACAUUUGCUGUAAGAAGCAGGCAGAAUCCUACUUUUCAGGUUAAAACAAAGAAAGCUUUCUGAACACUGAAGGGAAAAGUUUUUUGCGUUGACCUCUGAAUGUUGGUUAUGAAUGGCUUUGAGGUUUCCACUGAGCUACAGAGAACCUGUGUCUAGCCCGUUGAUCUAGGUUGGCAGGCAGUACCUGAUCCCAUGAGGACAUGGGUAACAAAACCAUCAUGUAAGGAGCAAGUGGAAAAUUUCAGCUAAUAGGCAGGUCUCCCCUCUGACAGACAGCCAAGGUGGGGCAGGUACCAGGAUCAUGACUGACCAGGCCUGGAGGAGCCACAGCCACACCCACAGCAGCGAGGUUCCCACUCUGUUCACCAGGAUCUGAUUACACAACAGAGUCCACUCUCUGGUCCUGAGUUGCAGCGUUGGGCCUCAUAGGAAACUGGAAAGGACACUUGACAAAUCUUCUCUAAAUAAAAGCUGAUUUCUCCUUCA
Grammomys surdaster is the source of this 2320-nucleotide messenger RNA. It is a transcript of the gene Afg1l, whose product is annotated as AFG1 like ATPase. NCBI's taxonomy places the organism in Eukaryota, Metazoa, Chordata, Mammalia, Rodentia, Muridae. Gene Ontology annotation, molecular function: ATP hydrolysis activity; ATP binding. Gene Ontology annotation, cellular component: mitochondrion; cytoplasm. The record is from RefSeq and is a predicted model, not a curated record. The transcript has 13 exons. Bases 1 to 1443 code for a protein of 480 amino acids.